Molecule: messenger RNA, 938 nt
Organism: Neurospora tetraspora
Lineage: Eukaryota; Fungi; Ascomycota; Sordariomycetes; Sordariales; Sordariaceae
Exons: 2
Coding region: 146-823 (225 amino acids)
Source: RefSeq, a predicted model, not a curated record
CUCAUCGAAACAUCCCAUUGCGGACAUCACCACCCAAGAUUUUGAGACAACGGCGAACUUAGGCUUCAUCUUAGACGGUCAUUCCAAUUUCUCAACAACUUAAUUCCAUUUUUUCCCAUCAUCAGGCCAAUACCAAACAUACAUCAUGACUACUCCGCAACAACCGAUGAGGGUGCAGCAGGCGCCCACCAUGGACGAAGUGCAGAACAUCAUCAAACUGCAGUGCUCCAUCGUCAUGGCCGACCUUCUCAAGGUCGCGCCCGAACUAAGCAACCCCGCCAAGUAUGAUGAAGCGCUCAAGAAGGCCACCCGAACAGCGCUUAAUCACUUGUAUGACAUCUCGAGUCGCGCCAAACAACCUAAAAUUAAAACAGAGGCCUACGUAGGAUGGCACAUAUCCUGCGUUCUGUGGGCAUAUUUUCACCCGAAGGAGAAAGACUACAAGAAGUGCCCCAUCUAUCAUCUCAAGCCCAUCGACUUCCCCGGAGAACCCGAAUCCACAGCCUGGAACUACUACAUGAUGGGAAGAGAGGAGGCCGCGAAGGAUAAGCAGAAGGAGAAAGGCGACUCGGGUCCAAGUGGUAUUGAGGUAACUGCCAUGGCGAGCACAAACUAUAUAAUCAUGGUCGAGACGAAGGCGGAUUACGAGGAAGCAUAUCCAUUGCUUCACUAUAUCAAGAGAUGCGUGAGACAAUUUGCCCCCGGUAAAGAGUUCAUCCUCCGACUCACACGAGGUCCCAACCACAAGGACAAGGCCAACAAAUCCGAUGCCAACAAACCUGCUGAGGAAGAUUCAAGACCGGCGAAGAGGCCAAGAUGUUGAGCUACGGUGUCUAGCGGGCCGCAUUUAUGGUGUAGUCGGUAGCUCUGUGCGCCUGUCUGCCCGCCGCCAGUAUAGUCGCCGGAGAACAGUGGCCAGGAAGCGACUCCUAGAUCUC